Molecule: messenger RNA, 935 nt
Organism: Sardina pilchardus (European sardine)
Lineage: Eukaryota; Metazoa; Chordata; Actinopteri; Clupeiformes; Clupeidae
Exons: 3
Coding region: 27-815 (262 amino acids)
Cellular component (GO): cytoplasm
Molecular function (GO): oxidoreductase activity
Source: RefSeq, a predicted model, not a curated record
UUCAAACGCCGUGUAGCUCUACUGUCAUGGCUGCUGUAGCGCUAGUACAGGGAGCAAGUAGGGGACUUGGUUUAGAAUUUUGCAAACAUAUUCUUUCAUUUAAAGCUCCUGCGGCUGUGGUUGCAACAUGUCGAAAUCCGGAGGCAGCCACAGAUUUGGCCGCUUUAGCAGCACAGCACCCGGGACGUGUCACUGUUCUCAAAGUGGAUGUCAGUCGGGAAGAUGACAUCAAAGGAGCGGCUGAAGUUGUCAAGAAAUCGUUCGGUAAAGUGGACUUGAUCAUUAAUUCUUCCGCGAUGCUUCAUCCUACUGGCAAAGGAGAGACAGGUUUGCGAGAUGUCUCCGCUCAGGCGACUCUCUCCACGCUUACUACAAACGCCGUGGGACCCCUGAUAAUGGCCAAGUACUUCAGCCCUUUGCUUCAGAAGGGCAGUGGGCUGUUUGGUCAGCAGCCGCCUGAGAAGGCCAAGCAACACAGUGGAAUUAUAGUGAACAUCACUGCCAGAGUUGGAUCAAUUGCGGAUAAUGCACUGGGAGGUUGGUACAGCUACAGGAUGUCCAAAGUGGCCCUGAACAUGGCUACCAGGAACCUGUCCAUUGAGCUGGGACGCGGUCGGCCCAAGGUGCUGUGUGUGGCCUUGCACCCCGGCACACUGAACACGGACCUCUCACGACCUUACCACAGGAACGUGCCCAAGGACAAGCUCUUCAGCACCCAGCAUUCCGUGGAACACCUCAUGGCUCUUAUAGAAAGUCUCAAUUUUGACAAAUCCGGGAAGGCGUAUGCUUGGGAUGGCUCCGAGUUGCCCUGGUGAUAAACUGAGAUGCAGAGAAACACGUGUACUGGAGUUCCUUGAAACCGGUCUUGAUAUCCGUGUGCUUUUGUAAUUCGAGGAACGUUUGGGCUCUACCCAAAUAAAAAGUUGUGUUCAUUU